CUCACAUUUCACCCACCCUUCUUCCUUGGUUGUAGUUCCACUUUAUGAGCACUCUAUACUGGCGUGACGUCCGACGUGCUUUCCGGGCCUUUUUACGACUCAGCUGGCUGGUUUGAUGUAUGCUAUCGUGUACUAGUGUUCUGAGUCUGCGUGUGUUGGCGGCGGAUUAGCGACAUCGCCUCCGAAAACGGAUUAAGUCGGAUGCCCUUCAGUGUUUCUUUAGCGGUCAUAGAUAGCGUUUCUUUACCAGUGUCGUGAGAGCGUCUGUUUACCAGAAUCGUAAAACGCGUUCAUAAGAAUUUUAAUCGCGAGCUCGUCUUUAGUCUGUACUUGUUCCUCUUCAUCCCAUUAAAGCUCCUCAAAGAGAAAUAGACGAUUUCCUCGAGAAGCUUGUAGCGCGCACACGUUGCGGCGCAAUGCUACGGAGUCCAGGGCUACCGGAAUCGCACAGUCGCGAUGGCGGAAGUAUCGUCCGCGCAGCAGUCUCCCGCUGGUCGCACAUCGUCGCCAGCCCCGGUGACUGGCAGAAGCUUCGCGGAAAGAAGGACUUCACAGACUCCGUGCGAUUCGGGUGUUUCGUGUCCUUAGCGCUCGCCUCGGCAGUUAUAGUCGCCCUAGCGGCGGUGCUGGUAGUCUCGCCGCAAUCCCCGCAAAAGCUGCUGCUUAAAUCCGCGUUUUCCGCGUCGUCCUCGCUGCCAAUUCUGCAAGCGACAAAUGCGGCGGCUGAUGCGGCGACGGAUGGGAGAGCGGAGGGGACUCGGACGGAACAGAGCAGCAAUCCAGAGACGAACAACGAUGAAGUUGUCGCUAUGGCAGAGGGCGACCUUCCCGCGCGGCUACAGUCUCUCUGUCUCGCCCCCGCGGUGGCGGCAACGCUGUGGCGCCGCCAGCAGCAGCGGACGGGGGAGGGGUGGGCGCAACCCGCGGGUACGCGCCUGGGACUCCGCGCAGGGGCGGGAGGAGGGGAAGGGGAGGCCAGGCGCAUGACCAUAGUGUGGGCGCAACAAGUAGCGGACGGGGGAGCGGAAAGGGGAAAUGCGGAUGCGGCAUUCCGCGAAUUGUUUGAAGGUCCACCCUCGCGAAGCCGAAUGGACCUUCCCCGCGGAUUGGCGGAGUCUUGGCCGGACAUGCGGGUGGAGGAGGGGGGAAGCGGCGGAGACGGGGAGAGCGGAGUGGGGGAAGGGCUCGAGAAGAUCAUGGUGGACGUGCCCCAUUGCUCGGAAGACGCAGCCAACGAAAGCGCGACACCUGGCACGGGCUUCGUGCAUCCAGGCUGGAAGGUGUCUCUGCAAGUGCCACGUCAUCUGAAAACGCUUAUUCACCAGAAUUGGACUCCCCCCGAGGCCUGCUCCGCCCUCCGCCUCUUCCAGUCAUGUUUGGGUGCUCUCCAGCCCUCGCCACGUGUCAGCAGAUUACUGGAAGGAGAACUAGAAGAUGGGCAGGAUGGUCAGGAGGGAAUGGCAGGGUCGAAAUUUUCCAGGCUUAAAUCGAGUACAGCAGUGUACCUUGAGGCGAAUCAGGCGAUGCCAUCUGGCACGUGUGGAGGGUGCCCCGAGGACCCUCUGCUGAACUGCACCCUUCGCACGAUGACGUGGCGCUACCUGCGAGUGCCUUCCAACUCUGCUGACGUGGACUUCACUGUAGCAGCCGCCUCUGCUACAGACGCUGCUACAGUCGCUGGCACCUUCCACCCCCUGCGCGCCCCCCUCCUCCUCCCCCACACCAUCAAGCGCAUCAGCAUUGGCUGCCCUGCUACUCCCUCCCUCCCCUCCUCCCCCUCUCCCUCUGCUCCCCCUCUCAUGGCCUCCUCCUCCCCCUCUGGCUCUUUGCUUGAAAGCAGCAGUGAGGCAGGAUCUUCUGAGGGCGAGCAACAAGGACCUGAGGGGGAGCAACAAGUACCCGAGGGGGAGGCACAGGAGCCUGGCAGCAGCAGGGAGGAGCAGAGCGAGAGCGAGGGAGUGGGGAAUCCGGCGAAAGGGACGCGAAGACGAUGGGUGCUGGAGGAAGGAGGGGAUAUGGAGGGAGGGGGGGAGGAGGAGAGUGGGAGUGAGGGAGAGAGUGGGGAUGAGGCAGAGGUGCAAGGGGAGGGGGAGGAGAGGGGGGAGGAGGAGAAGGGGGAGGGGGAGGAUGCAUCGGGAGGAGAUCUGGAAGAAGGCAGUGGAGGCAGAGGGGUAGAGAGUGAAGGUGAGGAUUCUAACGCCGCUGACAGCAGUAGCAGCGGCAGCAGAAGAGGUAGCAGCGGUACCACAGCCAGCAGUGCAACCACCAUUGCUACCAGCAGCAGCAGCAGCAGCAGCACUGCACCGGACCUAACGCUGUGCCAUCAGCUGCAGCUGGCGGAGCUUCUCCUGCUGUCGUCGGCUCGAGGGCUCAUCCACACGCGGCCCUCCGUGGAGGCACUGUUCAUCCACGCACAAGCCAGGGCGCGGACCAAUCAGAACGCAGGAGCUGCUGCUGGUGGUGGUGCUACAGCUACGGAUGCUGCUGCUCCUGCUACAGCCAAGGGUGACAACGAUGAUGGCGGAUCCUUUGUGGUCACUGCUGCGCCCACCACCUCCCCCUCCUCUGCAUCCUCGUUUGUGGUGGGUCCGUCGGUGUGUGAGGCGCCUGAGCAGGCGCCGUUCAAGAACAUGUGGUUCCUGCGGCAGUACCUCGUGGAUGAGGAGCUCAAGACCAUCUACUGCUUUGUCCCCAAGGCCGCCUGCACGAGCUGGAAGGUGUGGUUCCGCCAGCAGCAUAACCUGCCCAACAUCUCCGACGUUUAUCUCGCACACGACCCCAAGCAUUCAGGUCUCCACGUCCUCGCGUCUGGAUACACCGAAUCCCGCGUCAUGGCGCUGCUUACCCGCCCGGACUUCUUCAAGUUCACCUUUGUCCGCCACCCGUUUGCGCGCCUCGCCUCGGCUUAUCUGAACAAGCAUGUGAACGGGGGGCCGCCGCAGGGGCGGGCGUUUUGGAACAAGCGGUUUUUCCACGGCACGAGGCCGUUCCAGUGGCUGGUGGAGCACCAGAACGGUUCGGACCUGCUGCAGUUUGCCGACUUUGUGGGGCUGCUGAGAACCAUGUUCAAGAGGCGGCGACGCACCAUGGACCCCCAUGUUGCUCCUCAGGUGGACGUCUGUCGACUGAAUGACAUUCGCUUUGACUUUGUGGGCCAUUUUGAAAACCUGGCAGAGGACGUUCCGGUGGUGAUGCAGCGGCUGAAUCGCACCAUCACGUCUGAAGCCUUCUCCAUCGGGAAAUCAGCCCACCCCACCAAUGCUCGCGACAAAUUCCUCGAUCUAUUCGAUCAGAGAGCUUAUGAUGAGGCGGUUGAGUUUCUCUCUAUAGACAUGACUGUGCCGCUCAACAACAUCUCGUUUUCACCUCCCCCAAGAUUACUAGAGCUCUUUGGGGAAGUAAAUAAGGCUCGCACCAGUCGCAAUAAAGGGCAUAGUAGAUAGGGCAAAAGAAACACAAGCUUGACUCGAGUUUGUUUGCCAUUUUAGUGAUGUUGCGGUAUGUAUUAGGCUUUUAGGGGCUGGAAUAUCUAUUCACAGGUCGCUUAUGGCUCCUACGUUGUUAUGUUUGAUUAAAGAGUAGUGUC
This is a messenger RNA of Closterium sp. NIES-67, 3586 nucleotides long. Lineage: Eukaryota; Viridiplantae; Streptophyta; Zygnematophyceae; Desmidiales; Closteriaceae. The record is from the annotation of a GenBank genome assembly.